AUGUAUGAAGGAAAUUACUCUGAAGUAUCUGAAUUUGUAUUACUGGGACUUUCUACAUACAGACCAACACAGUAUUUCCUCCUUGUCUUCUCUACAGUGUUUUAUAUAAUAAUAGUUUUAGGUAAUCUCCUAGUUGUAUUUACAGUGAUAUUAGAUGCUCAUUUACAUUCCCCCAUGUACUUUCUUUUAGCUAAUCUUUCAUUUAUUGAUUGGUGUUUUUCUACCUUAACGGUUCCUAAGAUGAUUUGUGACAUGUACUCUGGGCACAGUACCAUUUCAUUCAAGGGGUGCGUCAUCCAGAUAUUUGUCCUUCAUGUGCUGGGUGGAUCUGAGAUGGUGCUGCUCAUAGCCAUGGCCUUGGACAGAUACAUGGCCAUAUGCAAGCCCCUCCAAUACUUGACGAUCAUGAGCCCACGGAUGUGCAUGUUGCUCCUGUCUGGUGCUUGGGUUAUCGGUCUCAUUCACUCAGUGGCCCAGUUAGCUUUUGUUGUCCAUUUGCCAUUUUGUGGUCCAAAUGAGAUAGACAGCUUUUACUGUGAUCUUCCUUGGUUUAUCAAACUAUCCUGCAUAGAAACCUACAGAAUGGAGUUCAUGGUUACUGCCAACAGUGGAUUCAUUUCCACAGGCACUUUCUUUUUAUUGAUUAUCUCCUAUAUCUUCAUCUUGUUUACUGUGUGGAAAUGGUCUUCAGGAGGCUUGGCCAAGGCCCUCUCUACUCUCUCAGCACACAUCUCUGUGGUGGUUUUGUUCUUUGGACCAUGCAUUUUUGUUUAUAUGUGGCCAUUUCCCACAGUCCCAGUGGAUAAAUUCCUUGCCAUUUUGGACUUCAUGAUCACUCCCAUUCUCAAUCCUGCCAUUUACACACUGAGGAACAAAGACAUGAAGAUGGCAGUGAGAAGACUGAGUAGUCAGCUCCUACAUCUAAGAAAAAUCUCCUAA
Molecule: messenger RNA, 939 nt
Organism: Fukomys damarensis (Damara mole-rat)
Lineage: Eukaryota; Metazoa; Chordata; Mammalia; Rodentia; Bathyergidae
Product: olfactory receptor 4F15-like
Exons: 1
Coding region: 1-939 (312 amino acids)
Biological process (GO): G protein-coupled receptor signaling pathway
Cellular component (GO): membrane
Molecular function (GO): olfactory receptor activity; G protein-coupled receptor activity
Source: RefSeq, a predicted model, not a curated record